GUAUGGCGACGGAUAGUGCCUCUGUGUACAUGUGCUUCCCCUGCUACCAAGAGUUUGACACCUUGGAGGAGGUGCUGGCCCACCAGCUGACCUGCACCACAGAGAACGUGGGGAGUGGGGCCCCCACCCCAGUCUCCGUUCCCUUCCUACAGACUCAGGUAAUAGUGGAAGCUUCAAACUCCAUGGACAUUUACACUAAAUAGGCUAGGUCUAGAACAUUGUGUACUGUUGCUAUAUGAGUCAAACCAAGGUCUUGGAUCAUAAAGAAUAACUUUUCAUUCUACUUCUCUCAUCUUUUGCACAUCUAGGCUAAAUGGUUCUGGAUAAAAGCGUCUGCUAAAUGGCAUAUAUUAUUGUUAUUAUCAAGUGGCAGUUCUACAAAUAAUUCCUACAGAAUAUCUGCAUGUCUGAAAGUUAAUGAGUGAGAACAUUCCAUUCCAUCUCGGCACCUGUGUUGAUUCAUAAUUGGAAAUUACAUGACCUGCACUGUCCUUGUUUUUUGUUUUGUUAAUUUUUUUGGGAUAAAAAUAGACAAUACAAUAUUCAAGUCAGGCAAGAACACGUAUUACAAAAACCACCUUACGCAAACAUCUAAAUAAUAUAAAUACAAUUAAAAAAUGACAGCUCACAUUACUUUCUACACCAAACAUUGAAUUAUAAUAUUCCAAUGUACAGAUACUUUUUCUGUUACUAUGUAAUUUGAGGGAAAAACACUGUCCUUGUUCUCACUGUAUUGUUGCCUCGUAAUGACAGCUACAGUAUGCUCUGAGGUUCAGAACAGUGAGCCGUCGACCGUGAGUGACGUUUACCAGUGUCGCUCUACGAAACGUGGCCCCAGCCUCCCAUGGUGACUGUCUCCUCCAGCUCAGAACCAUAAAGCAUGGUGUCAUGAGUGACAGGCAAAUUGCAUCUCGAGUUGCCAGUGGGGAGAGAAGAGGAGCGUGAGAGAUGAAUCAGUCAGCUCCACCCCUCCUCCUGAUGGAUGGCUCAUUGGCCUUCUCACAGAUGAAUCAGCUGUGGAAACAUUCUAUAAAACCUAAGUGCCUUAUGGCAUUCUGGCCCCUGCUCUGCCGUCAGCUGCCUUAUUACUACCAUUCAGACUUCGUUAGCUAGAUUAUCAUAAUGUCUGUGUAACAUUAAAGGCGACAUUGCUAUAAAACAGGGGGUGUUUACAUUUCAAAUGAAUGUAGGCUGCUAUUAUACCAACCUUUUUUUUUACCUUGAUGCGUUCGGAUCCAGAGAACUGUAAUUACAUGGAAGAGGCCUAGUAGGAAAUUAGAAGCUUUGCUUUUUAGCAUUGAAAAGGAAGAUGGAAAAUGAACACAGAGGUAGAACCGCUUUGUAAUAUGAAUGUAUUUAAUUACAUUUCAUUACCCAUCUCGCUUACCAAGAGGGGAAAAAAUAAGUGUUAUUAAAAAGGAACUUCAGUGAAGUGGUGUGCUCCCACAAUUACUUUAAUGACAUGUUGAGCCAUGUGUAAUAUUUUAGUGCACUUCCCGAGUUGAAGUCCAGUUCUGAAAUCGGUAAUUAAAUCAAUUCAUUAUAUGGUACAGGCCUCUAUACCCACUAGCCAGGCUCACUGACCAAACAGGCAUAUGGGCCCUGGUCAAAAGUAGAGUACUAUAAGGAAUAAGGUGCUAUUUGGGAUGCAGACACAGUUUCCUGUCUCAAGUCCUUCCAGGAGACAGUGACUCAACCACCAACGUCACAUUGAAAAUGCUCUCUCAUCAAAAAGAUGUUAAUACACACAUACAUUGCACUAUUUCAAGAGCUCCGGUCGGUCCCCAGUAAUCGUUUUUGCCACGUUGGAUAAGAACAGUGUCAGCGGCAGUUAAAGUUACAUAGUCUGGUUUUAUAACUCAGCUCCCUCACUGGGCUAAAACGCUGAGUAGUGAGUACUUACUCUGAAACUAAAUAAAUCAGACAUGACUGAAAUGUAUUGUAAUGGUGAUUUAGUUUGUGGCAUCAAAACAAAAAAAUCCAGAAAAAACGCAUGUCAAAAAUGUUUUAAAUUGAUUUGCAUUUUAAUGAGGGAAAUAAGUAUUUGACCCCAUCUCAAUCAGAAAGAUUUCUGGCUCCCAGGUGUCUUUUAUACAGGUAACGAGCUGAGAUUAGGAGCACACUCUUAAAGGAAGUGCUUCUAAUCUCAGUUUGUUACCUGUAUAAAAGACACCUGUCCACAGAAGCAAUCAAUCAAUCAGAUUCCAACUCUCCACCAUGGCCAAGACCAAAGAGCUCGCCAAGGAUGUCAGGGACAAGAUUAUAGACCUAGAAAAGGCUGGAAUGGGCUACAAGACCAUCGCCAAGCAGCUUGGUGAGAAGGUGACAGCAGUUGGUGCGAUUAUUCGCAAAUGAAAGAAUCACAAAAUAACUGUCAAUCUCCCUCGGCCUGGGGCUCCAUGCAAGAUCUCACCCUGUGGAGUUGCAACGAUCAUGAGAACGGUGAGGAAUCAGCCCAGAACUACACGGGAGGAUCUUGUCAAUGAUCUCAAGGCAGCUGGGACCAUAGUCACCAAGAAAACAAUUGGUAACACACUACGCCGUGAAGAACUGAAAUCCUGCAGCGCCCGCAAGGUCCCCCUGCUCAAGAAAGCACAUAUACAUGCCCGUCUGAAGUUUGCCAAUGAACAUCUGAAUGAUUCAGAGGACUACUGGGUGAAAGUGUUGUGGUCAGAUGAGACCAAAAUGGAGCUCUUUGGCAUCAACUCAACUCGCUGUGUUUGGAGGAGGAGGAAUGCUGCCUAUGACCCCAAGAACACCAUCCCCACCGUCAAACAUGGAGGUGGAAACAUUAUGCUUUGGGGGUGUUUUUCUGCUAAGGGGACAGGACAACUUCACCGCAUCAAAGGGAUGAUGGACGGGGCCAUGUACCGUCAAAUCUUGGGUGAGAACCUCCUUCACUCAGCCAGGGCAUUGAAAAUGGGUCGUGGAUGGAUAUUCCAGCAUGACAAUGACCCAAAACACAAGAGCCAAGAAACAAGCUGGUAGUACUCAGUCUAUGCUGGUACUACUCAGUCUAGGCUACUAUAACAGAAUGAGCCACAGCGGUGCCUCUGCUUGAAUGAAGACACUCCUGAAGGAACACAUUAACCUCGACCUUGAUGGUUCUUAUCAUCCUAAUGGAUCAACGAGCAGAUCUCAAACUCCAUCUGAACUCCACUGAUAGGCCUAUGAUAUUUAUCAUCACCCUGCCCAGGCCCUCAGCCCUUAUCUGCCUCCCCCCUCAGAGAAACCCUCCCUCCCAGGCUCUGAUGAUCUAAAGACUGCUCUGUCUGCUCUCAUUGACCCCUUUGUCCUCUGAAUAAUCUAUUACUAUAUUCAUCUAUUGUCAUCCCUCAUCUGCCAAACAAAAACACUGUUCCUGUUUGAAUUGACUUUGGAAUUUUUCAACAAGAACAAAAAAAUAUUGUCACAUACACCAGGUAGGUGCAGUGAAAUGUGUUAUUUUACAGGGUCAGCCAUAGUAGUACGGCGCCCCUGGAGCAAAUUAGGGUUAAGUGCCUUGCUCAAGGGCACAUCAACAGGUUUUUCACCUUGUCGGCUCAGGUAUUCAAACCAACAACCUUUCGGUUACUGGCCCAAUGCUAUAUCCGCUAGGCUACCUGCUGCCCUGUGAUGGUAUUGCUAUCCAGUACUGCCAUGGAAUCCUCCAUUGUUAGGUGGAGGAGUUCUUUCAAUUUGACACAAAAAAAUAUCGACGUUUUCGUUCACUCAUUAUUGUCCAGACUGGUCAGCUUGUGUUUUGUCUUCUUUUCUCACAUUCUCUUUUUCUUUCCCUCGCUCCAGCAGCAGGUGUAUACCCGGCCCAUUGCUCCAUCGCCUGCCCCUCAGACCAAGGCCAGUGCCUCCUCUGUGCUGCCCAGCUCUGGUGCACCAGGCCUGGCCAUGGCCAGCCCAAAGAAGCCCUCCUCAGGAGACCAGCCCAAGAUCCUGUACCAGUGUGGAGACUGUGACGCCCUGUUCGACUCCCUGAUCCUCUGGCAGCAACACCGCAAACAUGGCCAGUGUCUGCAGACCAAGGCAGGACCCACCCAAUCACAACCAGGACCAGAAGAGACCGGCUCUGGAUCCGGAUCAGAACUGGCCCCAGAGGGAGGUGGGGAAGCAGGGACAGGCUGAAGUGGAGGUGGACCUGGGUCCAGAUGAACCAAACGAACCAAACUCACCAGAUGAAGGAGGAGGGGGCAGAGGAAGAGAGAGGGGGAGAGGUAGAGGGAGAGGAAGGGGUAGAGGAAGAGGAAAGAGUCAGGAGAGGGCACAACAAACCCAGCAGCAGCAGGAUGUAGUGAAGACUGAGCUACCCGCGGAGAAAGAGAAAGAGGAGGAUGGGAUGAGUGCAGAGCACACACCAGCCACCCUGGAUCACGCGUAUCUGCCAAACACCACCAACAGAGGGCAGGAAGGAGGAGAGAAAGAGCCAGCAACAGAGAGUGUCGAAGUAUCCACUGGAUCUAAAGCCUCUGAGAUCCAGGCUCAGGCAGCCCAUUCAUCUACAGAGACCCAGUCUGCAGCAGACAGCCAGUCCAUCCCCGACCCCGCUCCCUCCCAGGAGCCCCCAGACCCCCGCUCCCUCCCAGGACCCCCCAGACCCCGCUCCCUCCCAGGACCCCCCAGACCCCGCUCCCUCCCAGGACCCCCCAGACCCCGCUCCCUCCCAGGACCCCCCAGACCCCGCUCCCUCCCAGGACCCCCCAGACCCCACUCCCUCCCAGGACCCCCCAGACCCCACUCCCUCCCAGGACCUCCCAGCCGAUAACCCUGGGGAGGAGCAGACGUCCUACUACUUCAGGAUGAAGGCAGCCAAGAAGCUCAAGCCCCCGUCCAGCCUGCUGUGUGUGGACUGUGGCUCCAGCUUCGGCAUGGUGUCUGAGCUGGUGGCCCACCGCAAGGCCCAGCAUGGCCUCAAGGAAGCCCUGCACCACUGCACCGUGUGUGGGGAGAGCUUCCUCAACACCACCCUCUUCCUCUACCACCGCAAGCAGCACAAGGAGAAGGGGAAAGGAGGGGGUUACACAAGCCCAGGCCCAGGGAGGACAGACGCAGAAUGCAGAAGACCAGGAUUA
This is a messenger RNA of Coregonus sp. 'balchen', 5063 nucleotides long. The record is from the annotation of a GenBank genome assembly. Lineage: Eukaryota; Metazoa; Chordata; Actinopteri; Salmoniformes; Salmonidae.